Molecule: messenger RNA, 948 nt
Organism: Monoraphidium neglectum
Lineage: Eukaryota; Viridiplantae; Chlorophyta; Chlorophyceae; Sphaeropleales; Selenastraceae
Exons: 9
Coding region: 1-948 (315 amino acids)
Source: RefSeq, a predicted model, not a curated record
AUGGCGCAUAUGGCGUUCCAAGUAGCAGCAGCAGGCGCCGAGGGGCUCCUGGCGAUAGCCCUCGGGCCCGACAAGGCCGAGGAGGCUCUUUCUUGGGGCUACUACGCGGCAGGAGCCGCGGUGGGGACUGUGGAGGCCUUCAGCGCCGCCUACAAACGGCUAGGCAGCGUGGUGAUCGCGCCGGCCGAGGACAGGGGCGCAGAUGCGGGCGCGGCGCUGAUGACCCAGGAGGCGGCCGCCGCAUCGCUGUCGGAGGGCAGCAAGGCAUCGACGGCGCCUGCCGCCAUCACGAUCCACGUGGUGGCUGGCGACAUCGAGGAGGGCAAGGCCCAGGAGGGGGACGAGCAGGAGGAGGAAGAGCUGGUGUCCUGCGUGGACGCCGACAAGCGGGAUGUGCGGAAAGGGGAUUGUGUCCUCAUCACUUUCUUCCCGGAGGGUGAGGGCACCUGCCCUGCCGGCCGCGGCCAAGUGUACAGGCUUGAGUUGGACGCCUUCCCCUCCAACCCGCCGCACACUGGUGCUGGCUCGCGGAGCCGCCCCAGCUCACCCGCCAAGGGCAUGCCAGCUGGUGAUGACGACCAGGGUUCGUUUGACGACAUCAGCUCCGCCGCGCACGCCAGCGUCGAGCUUGGAGGCAACAGCACGGCGUGCACGGACAUCGUGAGCUCGCGGCUCUGGGCGCCGCAGGCGGAGCCCCGGCUGCUGGAGGCCGCCGCCGCCCCCCUCAGGGCCGCCAGGCAGCAGGAGGACGGCGGCGCGCGCGGCGGCGCGGAGGGCGGGCUGCCUCCCUACGUGCUGGCCACGUACACCGAUGCGGCGAGGAGGUAUAAGGUGCUGGUGAACCCCGACGACGGCUCCCUGAUGGUGACCGUAUAUGGGCAACGCGUGCGCCUCAGCCACGACUGCGAGGAGGGGCUGCACCGCAUCGUCAUCGACCACCCGGAGUGA